Molecule: messenger RNA, 1362 nt
Organism: Paramecium tetraurelia
Lineage: Eukaryota; Ciliophora; Oligohymenophorea; Peniculida; Parameciidae
Exons: 2
Source: RefSeq, a predicted model, not a curated record
AUGCUUAUGUAAACUCAUGAAUAAGUAGCCAAUUAUUAUUAAACUAGAGUGAAGCAAUGCAUUUCUGAUGAAUAAAUUUAAAAUAAAUACAGUAAGUUCACCUAUGUCAAUACUAAAACAGCAAAUUAUAAGCCUUUCUCUGAAUAUGUCACUAAGAUCAAUGACAUCAAAAAUAAUCCUUAAUUGUAAUAAGAAAUAUGCAAUUAGAUGUUUUUAGAAAUCAAACAUAUUUCCUCCUAAAUCUUUGUGGCUUGGUAUCAAUUUGUUGAUGCCUAUAAUUUUAUGGCUUCAGCCUUAACUAAUAAAUUAGAGCAGGAAUAUUUACAGAAGAUUAAGGAAAGGUGGGGUGAAAGUAUAUUCUAGCAUAUUUAAACUGUUGACGAUCUCUCUUUUUAAGAUACCUAAUCAGGGAAGAACCAUAAAUAAAUGGCAUAGCAAUAUCGAAAUAACAAUUACUAUAAACAAUUAGAACCAUUAAAUAUUGAAGAUCUUGAUUUAUUUCCAGAUGCUAAAAUACACCCAAUAGUUUUUAGGGACGUCUCUCAAAAGCAAUAAAUUUAACGUAAGUAAAUCAAAGGCUUACAUUUAUUUGUAUUUGUUCAUGGUUAUUAAGGAAAUUCUUAUGAUUUAAGACUGUGGAGAAAUAACAUUUCUGUAAGAUACCCUGAACAUUUAACUUUGCUCUCUAAAUGUAAUCAAGAUAAUACAGAAUAAGAUAUAAUGGCUAUGGGAGAGAAAUUGGCACUAGAAGUAAAACUUUGGAUUAAAGAAUGGUGCCCUAAAGAGAAUUUUUCUAAACUUUCCUUUAUUGGUCAUUCGCUAGGUGGUUUGAUCAUUAGAGCCUCUUUGCAAUACUUAACAAAGUACAAAGAUAAAAUGUACACAUAUUUAUCAUUGGCCACACCUCAUUUGGGUUAUUCUUUAUCUUCAAGCAAACUUGUAGACACCGGUUUAUGGGUCAUUCGUAAAUGGAAAAAAUGUAUAUGCUUAAAUUAGCUAACUUUAAAUGAUUCUCAGAAUAUUCAAGAAACCUGUCUUUACAAAUUAUCUAAGUUGGAAGGUUUAGGAUGGUUUAACAAUAUAGCCUUGAUGAGUUCCUACUAGGACACUUAUAGUCCAUUUGAGUCAGCUAGGAUCUAAAGACCAAAAGGAAAUAGUAAAGAUGUUAUAAUUACCAACAAAAUGAUUGAUAAUAUAAUGGAAACUUUAUAAAAUAAAAAAAUAGAAAGGUUGGAUGUUAAUUAUGAAUAAUCUGGAAGAUCUUUAGACGUUAUGAUUGGUAGAGCAGCUCAUAUUGCUUUCCUAGAAAACAGCGCAUUGAUCAAAUUAUCUGUUUACAGUUUCGAUGAAUUAUUUGAAUGA